This is a messenger RNA of Portunus trituberculatus (swimming crab), 1798 nucleotides long. Its product is annotated as transcription factor mef2A-like. Lineage: Eukaryota; Metazoa; Arthropoda; Malacostraca; Decapoda; Portunidae. The coding region runs from base 683 to 1669 and encodes 328 amino acids. The transcript has 3 exons. The record is from RefSeq and is a predicted model, not a curated record.
CCAAAAAGCGAGCCAGCGUGACACGACACACUCACCUCACUCUCACCCCCCAGGCCUCCCUUCCCGAUCCCAGCCGCCCCUCCCUGCUGCUCCGUGCCUGGGUGAGUGGCGUCGCUGUGGGGCGUGACAAAGGUAACGGUGGGUUCAUGUAGUAGGUUCGUGCUUCGCUGACUCCCUUCCUGACGGCGGGAGAGAGAGAUCCUGUUCUUCUUGUUAUCGUCCUCGCCUUCUGCAGAACCUCACUGGCUGUAUCUUCAGGAAUUGUGUUUUUUCUGAGAGUUUUGGUUAGAGAUCCUAGCGUUCCUCGGCCUGACAGUAUCCUAACGGAGUCCUGCAGGAUAUGAGGAGCCACAGCUGGGUCCAGAAGUGAGACCAGCCAAUGUUUCAAUGCCGCCUCCUUCAGAUCCUUCGGUACAUCCUUCAGGAGUGCUUUCUGCCGUGCUGUCUGCUGCUGAAGUGUGUCCUGAAGGAGAGUACGGUACACAUCCUUCUUCAGCGCCUGCCGGAGGACGCCAUCCCGCUCUGUGACUAAGGGAGUGACACCAUGACGUCCCUGACUGUGAUUCUCUACCCAGCGUUUGUGUACCUUGGAGGGGCGUGAAUCUACCAAAUACAUCUCCUUCUGCGGCGCCUUCAGGAAAAAGACACCACCAGCACACCUACAGCACCUCCACCAGGAAGAAUGAAGGUGGUGGCAGUAGUAGUGGUGGUGGUACAUGUGGGUUGUCUUCUACAUACAACUCAAGCCCUUGGUAAUGCCCUGGAGCGCCGCCCUUGGACAGCCUCCCGUGUUAAGCUCAGAAGAACGGCAGCACUUCGUCAGGCUCUCCUCACUACCCUUCAGGAGCACCGUCAGCGCCUUCGUCAGCUAAGAUCUUCCCUUCAGGAGUCAAAGUUUCAAGGGGCUUUUAAUAAUGUGACGUCAGAAGGUGCUGGUGAUGUGAGUGGUUCUGUGACGUCAGGUGCUGGUGACGUAAGCGGUUCUGUGACGUCAGGUGCUGGUGACGUGAGUGGUUCUGUGACGUCAGGUAAUGUUGGUGACGUGAGUGGUUCUGUGACGUCAGGAGGUGCUGGUGACGUGAGUGGUUCAGGUGUGAGGGAACGCCGCGACGCCCCUGCUGUGAUAUACGUGGCUGUGGGAGGCGGUGAAGGAGGCGUAAGAUGUCCUGACGCAGUAGACGCCGCUGCAGUAAGUGUCUCACAGCUGGUCUUCCUGUCACUAAGCUUGGGAGUCUUCACCGCCAUCACCAACAUCGCCACUAACAUCAACAACAACAAUAACAACAACAACGACAACAGCGACAACAACAUCAACAGCAACAAUCUCAACGUGGGAGCGAACGGCAACGCGGGGAACCAAAUCACCGUUGAGAUACCCUUCCAACGCUCCCUUAGGACUGUCCGUUCGCUGUGGGCGCCUUACUCUCACACGCCCACGCACUUCACCACCACCACCACCACCACCACCACCACGAAACAUCCCUCCAGUCCUCUUAUCCUUCCUGCAACGCCUUCCUUCUUCAGCGAGGGUGUGGCGGCCUCGUGGGUGCUUAGGGCGUUGAUGAAUUGGUCGUGGGAUCUCCAGCCACUCUCCCCACCCUGCCUUGGUCGCCACCUUUGCCGCCUCCUGCCAGGAAAGAACAGGAGGCGAGGUGGACGCAUGGCUUAGCUGGUUACUACCUCCUGGCCGGGCUGGAGGGGCGUCUAUCCCUUCCUCUCGCGGACUACUUGAAGGAAACGCAGGAGGGGAGCUGUGACGCACUUUUCCCGGGCUGUACAACGCAACCAACGCCCUGAG